This is a messenger RNA of Paramuricea clavata, 1507 nucleotides long. The record is from the annotation of a GenBank genome assembly. Lineage: Eukaryota; Metazoa; Cnidaria; Anthozoa; Malacalcyonacea; Plexauridae.
AUGGACGAAAGUUCAUGCAUUAUUCAUUUCACGGGAAAAGGCGGGCAAAUAAAAUCUUUAACCACUGAAACAUUAACGAAAAUAAUCGAACGAAGAAAACAGUGGCUGAAUCUCCCUGAAAAAUACGGAGAAUUCAGCGAUGUUGCGGAGAAAACGUACGCUCAUAUCCCUGCCAACAAAGAUGAGGUAUGUGAACAUGACGAAAAACUUGGUUAUCAUGUUUCUUGCUAUCGAAAUUUUACCGACAAAACCAAGCUUGAGAAAGCGGAAUCAACGCUCGCGAAUUUAAAGAGAAAGAAAGACGAAUGUGAAAACCAAGACGAUGAUCCUGUUCCCCAGAAAAGGACACCGACAAGGCAGUCGUCCCGAAUUCAAAAACAAAGCUGUUCCCCUACCAUAUCUAUUUCUGUUCGUGGAAAUGUUCUACCGAAAAGGUGCUUGGUUUGUAAAAAAGCAAAACCUAUUAGUGUAUUUGAAACGGUGAGUAUAGUGAAACAUUGUUUUUAUUUAUUACUUCAAAUAUAAGAGAGGUGAUCUGAGAUUGUUCUUAUUAUAAAGCCCGAAUCAAGUGAGAGCGGAGGAUCGCAAGUUGGCAGUCAAGAUUUACUAUCGUAACAGUCGUUUUAGCAUUACCAAAAUAACUGCUUCGUGAUUUCCAACUAGCGUGAUUGCCAACUUGCGUUCUCGUUUGAUUCAGGCUCUAAUUAUAGUUUCCAUUUUUGUAGCACUCGCGAAAGUAUAAAAAACAGUUCCUAUCAUUGGCACAAACAAUUACGGCAGGAGCACUACAAGAAGCAGCCAAACUACAUAAUGACACUGAUUUGCUUUGUGAAAUUGCAGGGAAAGACUGUGUUGCAAUUGAAGCACGGUAUCAUAAAAAGUGCUAUUUACAGUAUACAAAGAUUUUAACGCGCAAGAUCAAACCUAUUGGUGCAACAGUUUAUGACAAUGCGUUUGACAUUUUUUGUGCUGAAAUUAUUGAAGAAAGAAUUGUUGGUAACAAGGAAAUAUUUCUUCUCAGCUAUUUGCUGGUGGAAUUUAUUAAGAUUGUCAAAAAAUUGAAUGGAGAAACUAUUGUGUACCAAUCAACUAGGUUGAAGAAUAGGAUCCAAGCGCGUUAUCCAAAUAUUGUCUUCCAUUCAUCAAAGAUGAUGAACAAAGGUAUUCUCAAUCCUGUAGCCAAAUUCAGCUGACAAUAUAAACAAAUCCCUCAUUAUUUUGUUUUUUCUUGAUCCCUGUAUUGGGUUUUGGAGAUGUAUAUUUUUCAGUUUUGUUUUUUAAAGGUAUCCUUGUGUAUGCAGAUUGUGUUGUUACAGGAGAUGUAGCUGAUGAAGUGAUGGAUACAAGUAAAGAUGAAGACACAGAUGAAGAGGAUGAAAAUAGUGAUGAAGGCUGCCGCAUGAGUACAAAUUAUGACCCAGAUGAGAUGUUUGAUUGCCCUUUGUCUCAGUUGUUUUAUGUUGCAAUGAACUUAAAAAAUCUUCUUAAUAAUAAUAAAGGGAUGAGU